Molecule: messenger RNA, 3616 nt
Organism: Punica granatum (pomegranate)
Lineage: Eukaryota; Viridiplantae; Streptophyta; Magnoliopsida; Myrtales; Lythraceae
Source: RefSeq, a predicted model, not a curated record
UCCAUGCCCCAUUUUCUCCCUCCCAAGCCCUUCAUCACCAUUAAAGCAGAUAGAGAGAGAAGGAAGAAGAAACCAAGAAGGAAUCGAUUCCCUGUAUCUCACCAUUUUCUUCUCUUCUCCAUCAUCAUCUUCGUCUUCCCGUUUCUCACUGGUCUACCACUCCACCUCGUGUCAAAGUUAACCUCUGCUUUCCUUUUCUUGGGAUGGAGAAAGUCUCAUUCAAUGACCUUUAACUAUCUCCUCCCAAUUUUCCACCUCUGAUCUUUCCUCCCCCACCCCCCCUAUAUAAAUCCCCCCAUUUCCGCCUUCACGAGAACCCAAUUGCACCCACACACACACACACACACACACACACACACACCCGUCUCUGGUGGGUCUCUUCUCGAUUCGCUGCUCUCGUCUCGUCUCGUCUCGCCUCGCCCUUUGCGGGGGUUAGAGCAAGAAGAAGAUGUCCAAGGCGGCUAUCAGCUUAGAAGAGAUCAAGAAUGAGACCGUCGAUCUGGAAAAGAUCCCGAUCGAGGAAGUGUUCCAGCAGCUGAAAUGCACCCGAGAAGGUCUCUCCUCCCAGGAAGGGGAGCAGCGACUUCAGAUCUUCGGACCCAACAAGCUCGAAGAGAAGAAGGAAAGCAAGAUCCUCAAGUUUCUUGGGUUCAUGUGGAACCCACUCUCAUGGGUCAUGGAAGCUGCUGCUCUUAUGGCCAUUGUGCUGGCCAACGGCCAAGGGAAGCCCCCGGAUUGGCAGGACUUUGUUGGUAUCAUGUGUCUGCUGUUGAUAAACUCCACCAUCAGUUUCAUUGAAGAGAACAAUGCCGGUAACGCUGCAGCUGCUCUCAUGGCCGGUCUCGCCCCAAAGACCAAGGUUCUCAGGGAUGGCAAGUGGAGCGAGCAGGAUGCCGCCAUGUUGGUCCCAGGAGACAUCAUCAGCAUCAAGCUUGGAGACAUUAUUCCUGCUGAUGCCCGUCUCCUGGAGGGUGAUCCUCUGAAGGUUGACCAGUCAGCUCUCACCGGAGAGUCUCUCCCGGUUACCAAGAACCCCUCAGAGGAGGUCUUCUCCGGCUCGACCUGCAAGCAGGGAGAAAUUGAAGCAGUUGUAAUUGCCACUGGUGUCCACACCUUCUUUGGGAAGGCAGCCCAUCUUGUUGACAGCACAAACCAAGUGGGUCACUUCCAGAAGGUCCUCACUGCCAUUGGAAACUUCUGUAUCUGCUCCAUCGCUAUCGGCAUGUUGGUAGAGAUCCUUGUGAUGUACCCCAUCCAGCACAGGAAGUACAGGGACGGAAUUAACAACCUCCUUGUCCUCCUGAUCGGAGGUAUUCCGAUUGCCAUGCCGACUGUCCUAUCUGUCACGAUGGCCAUUGGGUCCCACAGGCUCUCCCAGCAGGGUGCCAUCACGAAGAGGAUGACCGCCAUUGAGGAAAUGGCAGGAAUGGACGUACUUUGCAGUGACAAGACUGGGACUCUGACGCUAAACAAGUUGAGUGUCGAUCGUAACCUUAUUGAGGUCUUCGUGAAGGGUAUGGAAAAAGAGCACGUUCUUCUGCUUGCUGCUCGAGCUUCCAGGACCGAAAACCAGGAUGCUAUUGAUGCUGCUAUAGUUGGCACGCUUGCUGAUCCUAAGGAGGCAAGAGCAGGCAUUAGGGAGGUGCAUUUCUUCCCAUUCAACCCUGUGGACAAAAGAACUGCUUUGACUUACAUCGAUUCUGAUGGAAACUGGCACCGAGCAAGCAAAGGAGCACCGGAACAGAUCUUGACUCUCUGCAAUGCAAGGGAGGACUUUAAGAAGAAGGUGCAUGCCAUUAUUGACAAAUUCGCCGAGCGUGGGCUUCGUUCAUUGGCUGUGGCUAGACAGGAAGUUCCUGAGAGAACAAAAGAGAGUCCUGGUGGCCCAUGGCAGUUCGUUGGUCUGUUGUCACUCUUUGAUCCUCCAAGGCAUGACAGUGCUGAAACCAUUCGCAGGGCUCUCAACCUUGGUGUGAAUGUAAAGAUGAUCACUGGUGACCAACUUGCCAUUGCUAAGGAGACAGGAAGAAGGCUUGGUAUGGGAACAAACAUGUACCCUUCUGCUUCCCUCCUCGGUCAAGACAAGGAUGCAAGCAUUGCCGCUCUUCCUGUGGAAGAACUGAUCGAGAAGGCAGACGGGUUUGCUGGAGUGUUUCCAGAGCACAAGUACGAGAUUGUGAAGAAGCUGCAGGAGAGGAAGCACAUUUGUGGUAUGACUGGUGAUGGUGUGAACGAUGCCCCAGCCCUGAAGAAAGCAGACAUUGGAAUUGCAGUGGCUGAUGCCACUGAUGCUGCUCGGGGUGCUUCUGAUAUCGUCCUCACUGAGCCUGGGUUGAGUGUCAUCGUUAGUGCUGUUCUUACCAGCAGAGCCAUCUUCCAGAGGAUGAAGAACUAUACAAUAUACGCAGUUUCCAUCACUAUCCGUAUAGUGUUCGGGUUCAUGCUCAUUGCCCUGAUCUGGAAGUUUGACUUCUCCCCUUUCAUGGUCCUGAUCAUUGCCAUUCUUAAUGACGGGACAAUCAUGACUAUCUCAAAGGAUCGCGUGAAGCCAUCUCCGCUCCCCGACAGCUGGAAACUGAACGAGAUCUUCGCCACAGGCAUCGUGCUUGGAGGCUACUUGGCACUCAUGACUGUCAUAUUCUUCUGGGCAAUGAAGGAAACCGACUUCUUCCCUGAGAAAUUCGGUGUACGAUCAAUUAGAUACAGUCGUGAGGAAAUGAUGGCCGCACUGUACCUACAAGUGAGUAUCGUGAGUCAAGCUCUGAUUUUCGUGACCCGGUCUAGGAGCUGGUCUUAUGUGGAGCGCCCUGGAUUUCUCCUAAUGACUGCCUUCCUGCUUGCACAACUCGUUGCUACUCUCAUCGCGGUUUACGCAAACUGGGGAUUUGCCGAAAUCAAAGGAUGUGGUUGGGGAUGGGCAGGUGUUGUUUGGCUCUACAGUGUCGUGUUUUACAUUCCAUUGGACAUCCUCAAAUUCUUCAUUCGUUUUGUGCUCAGUGGGAAGGCGUGGGAUAACUUGUUGGAGAACAAGACUGCCUUCACUACCAAGAAAGAUUACGGAAAAGAGGAGAGGGAGGCUCAAUGGGCUCUUGCUCAGAGGACUCUUCAUGGGCUUCAGCCACCGGAGACUUCUUCUCUCUUCAAUGAUAAGAACAGCUACAGAGAGCUCUCUGAGAUUGCUGAGCAGGCUAAGAGAAGAGCCGAGGUUGCAAGGCUUCGUGAGCUGCAUACGCUGAAGGGUCACGUGGAGUCGGUGGUGAAGCUGAAGGGGCUGGACAUUGACACGAUCCAGCAACACUACACCGUCUGAUGUGAAUAAUUUUAUGUGAUUCUCCAACUGCGGGACAGGAAAAAACAGGCUCAAACGAGUGCUCCCCAGAACUUUUUCCCAGAGAAAAGAAAAGGAUGGCCUAACUAGUUAGGGAGGGAGGGGGUUUCUAUCAUAAUUUCUCCCUGCAGUCACCGCGUUUCCAGUUUCUCUUUUUAUUCUUAUUCCGAAGUGCCUUCGAGAAGAAAGGCUGAUGUUUGCUUAAUUUUCGUGUACUUUUGCCCUGUUUUUUGAGAGAAGUAAUGUAAUCCUUGUUUCACUCAUCUUUCCCAGCUUUUCAGUUCCCCA